CCACAAUCUCCAUCGAAAAAAAAAUAUAUACAUAUAUCAUUAUUUUUUUGUAAGAAUUGUGAAAGAGGGAAAAUAAUAGCCACCCACUACUAUAUAAUACAUCAAAACCAUGAACCAUAGUCCAACUAAACAUCUAUCAUCCUCUUCCAUCAACAUUACAGACGAGAAGAUGGUGAAAUCGUGUGAGCUGUGUGGUGCAGGAGCCGAACUCCACUGCGCGGCAGACUCCGCUUUCCUCUGCCGCUCCUGCGACGCGAAGUUCCACGCCUCUAACAUCUUAUUCUCCCGCCAUGUUCGCCGCAUCAUCUGCCCUGACUGCAAAUCCCUCACCGGAGAUCUCGUCUCCGGUCCUCUUUCUCCUUGGCCUCCGAGGAUAACCUGCCGCUGCGGGGGCGGAUCGUCUUCGGGAUCAUCUUCUUGCUGCUCGUCGCUGGAUCGUGUCUCAAGCUCCGAGCCGUCGUCGUCGACGAAGACAUCAUCGCGAGGGAAGGAAAAGAGAGUGGAGGCCGUUGCUGCGGAUGGCGUUUUGGUGAAAUGGUGCGAUGAGUUGGGAAUAAAGGGAGAUUCGAGAAACGGGGUCGUUUCGUUGGCGUCUCUCGCUCUGGCCGUUGAGAAGCCGACCAAGGUGAUUUUAGCGGCGGCGUUUUGGUUCGGCGUUAGGAACUCGCGUGAUACGGUGACGUCGUGGCCGAGUCUAAAGAAGGUGGCGGAUGUGAGCGGGGUUGCAGCUGGAAUGAUUCGAGCUGUCGAAAGCAAGCUGGCGCGUGCAGUGACGAUGCAGCUUAGACGGUGGCGCGUCGACUCGGAGGAAGGAUGGGGUGAGAAUAUGUAACGUGGGUCCCCUAGGCCUUUUAGUGUUAGUGAUGAUAUACAAGUUUCCAUCGACGUGUUGGUUUUUCUUUCCAAACGUUUAAAAUGGUUUUCAACCGCGUUUAGAAAAUUCUUUACUAGUGUGGAGAAAUUGUUCUUCAAGUUCCCUUCCUAUAAUGAUUGGGUUUAAUAUUCAACCGAAUUUAAAGAAAAGAAAAGAAAAACUGUUAUGAAUAUUGUGUGAUGUCUAGUAUGGAAUGUUCUAGAUUUA
This is a messenger RNA of Raphanus sativus (radish), 1081 nucleotides long. RefSeq names its product B-box zinc finger protein 32. NCBI's taxonomy places the organism in Eukaryota, Viridiplantae, Streptophyta, Magnoliopsida, Brassicales, Brassicaceae. The transcript has a single exon. The coding region runs from base 110 to 832 and encodes 240 amino acids. The record is from RefSeq and is a predicted model, not a curated record. Gene Ontology annotation, molecular function: zinc ion binding.